This is a messenger RNA of Coregonus clupeaformis (lake whitefish), 1238 nucleotides long. It is a transcript of the gene mrpl16, whose product is annotated as mitochondrial ribosomal protein L16. Gene Ontology annotation, molecular function: rRNA binding; structural constituent of ribosome. Gene Ontology annotation, cellular component: mitochondrial large ribosomal subunit; ribosome. Gene Ontology annotation, biological process: mitochondrial translation. Bases 179 to 952 code for a protein of 257 amino acids. The transcript has 5 exons. The record is from RefSeq and is a predicted model, not a curated record. NCBI's taxonomy places the organism in Eukaryota, Metazoa, Chordata, Actinopteri, Salmoniformes, Salmonidae.
CGUGACCCGGAAGUACUCUGUCAUUCUCACCCGCUUCAUAGCGGUGCGACCUUGUGCAAGCGUGAUUUUAUAAACGAACCUAUUUAUCGUAACCUAUAAUAGUUGUUUCAUUGAAAUGAUGGUGAAGAUAUCAUAAAAGAUCAAUUUCUAACAUAGUUAAUAGUCAUAACUUGCAGCUAUGCUUUCUCUAAUCAAGUCCGCUCUUGUCGGAUUGGCCAACGGUGGUAGAUCAACGGGGGUCCAAGAUGUCCUGCAGAGCCAUUUGAAGGUCCUGUCUGCUGGGAUGAAGACAUACGAGGUGCCUCCAGACUACAGCGAGGUUGUGCUGCCUGAACGGCCCAAGCUGAAGUUUCUGAACAAGGUGCCGAACUUUAAGAAGGCGAGGAAGGAGAUGAAGAAGCUAAGAGACAUCCAGGGACCAGCCCAGACAGCCAACACCUUCACCAAGGGACAGUACGGCAUCGUGGCGCUGGGCGGGGGUUACCUCCACUUCGGUCACAUGGAGAUGAUGCGUCUGACCAUCAACAGGAGGAUGGACCCUCGAACCACCUUCGCCCGCUGGCGCAUUAACGCCCCCUACAAGCCCAUCACCAGGAAGGGCCUGGGCCAGAGGAUGGGAGGGGGGAAGGGGGCGAUAGACCACUACGUAACGCCGGUGAAGUACGGACGGAUGAUUGUGGAGGUGGGGGGUCGGCUGGAACUGGGGGAGGUGGAGCCUAUCCUCAAGGAGGUGGCCAAGAAACUGCCCUUCCCUGCCAAGGUAGUGUCCAGAGAGAGCCUGGCAGCCAUGCAGCGAGAACAGCAGGACAUGGAACUUAACAACCAGAACCCCUGGACCUUCCAGAGGAUCGCCAGGGGCAACAUGCUGGGGGUCAGGAGGGUCCUCAGCCCCUUUGACCUCCACAAUCACGGGAAGUACAGCGGAAAGUUCCACAACCCAGGGAGGGUGUGAGGGGGGGGGGUCGUGGUGGUGCCCUCAAAGACAUUUUAACAGCUGCCUCCGACUGCUCUCUGGAACAUGGCUUGCAUCCAUAAUGACAGCCUAUACGGGGCAGGACUUUCGACCAGAGCCCAGGUGUGAUGUACAACGCAGCCCAUGUGACCAAAAUGGCUGCCAGUCACCGUGGAGAAUUCUCUCCUUCUGUGCGACUCCCUUUAUUGUAAUGUAGCCUGUUACUGUAUGUCCCAGAUCAGUGAUUGGUGUCCAAUCAGGAAAAAAUAAAGAUACUUGUCUGAAA